UCCAAGUCGACACAUUUCAAUGUGAAAUCUGAUGAAAUCCAUUUUCUUCUUCUUCUUGGCUCUAUUAAACCUCAAGAUUUCAUCCAUUAAACUUCUCUCCUCUUCUGCUUUUUCAAAUUGAGCUUCCCAUUUUGUAUUUAUUUAUUGCUUUAAGGUGCUGCCACAAUUCUCCAUUUCUGGUGAUAUCAGCAAGAUUGAGUUUUUUUUUUUCUCGUCCUCCUCUCUGAUAGCCUUUUCGAUUUAUGGCGGCGGGGACAAUGGCGACCGCCGCCGGAGCGGCGGUGGUUUUGUACAUUUUGAGUCGGAGACUGAUGGCUAAGGGCAGGGAAGAAGCCGAUCAGAAUGGGGAUUUGUCAAAAUUAAGAUUGGGGAGGAGGAUCUCUCGCAGGCCAGCUCAAGCACCGGUGACUUGGCUUGAAACAAUAACUACGCUGUCGGAGACGCUUAGAUUCACUUAUUCUGAGACUUUAGGCAAAUGGCCGAUUGGAGAUUUGGCUUUUGGUAUCAAUUACCUCAUGCGGAGGCAGGGUAAUUUGCAAGUUGCAAGUGUAUAUGCUGGUAGUAAUUGUGUACAGCUAAAAGGCCCUGAAAUUAUAACAGAAUUGAAUAACCUGUUGAGAUUACUAACCCUUUGCAUAUUCUUCUCCAAGAAGCCCUUUCCAGUGUUUUUGGAGUCUACGGGAUAUUGUCUGGGCGAUGUUCUUCUUCAGAAGCCUAAAGCAGGGCUUCUGAAGCCAGCAUUUACAAUUAUACAUGAUAAAGGUUCAAAAUGUUUUCUUCUAUUAAUUCGUGGUACUCAUAGCAUCAAAGACACAUUAACAGCAGCAACUGGUGCUGUGGUUCCUUUUCAUCAUUCAGUUUUACAUGAUGGUGGGGUAAGCAAUUUAGUUUUAGGAUAUGCACACUGUGGAAUGGUCGCUGCAGCUCGUUGGAUUGCUAAGCUUUGCGCUCCUUGCCUGCUUAAGGCCCUUGAUGAACAUCCUGACCACAAUGUCAAGGUUGUUGGGCAUUCACUUGGUGGUGGUACUGCUGCAUUAUUAACAUAUAUUCUUCGGGAACAGAAGGAGUUCUCUUCUAGCGUCUGUGUUGCAUUUGCCCCAGCUGCUUGUAUGACAUGGGAUUUAGCAGAAUCAGGGAAGCACUUUAUUACUACCGUAAUCAAUGGAUCUGAUCUGGUGCCUACAUUUUCAGCUGCUUCAGUUGAUAACCUUCGCUCUGAAGUAACAGCAUCAUCUUGGUUAAAUGAUUUGCGGGAUCAGAUUGAGCAUACUAGGGUCCUAAAUGUUGUUUAUCGUUCUGCAACUGCUCUGGGAUCUCAUCUACCAUCUAUGGCUAGUGCCAAAGCCAGAGUUGCGGGUGCAGGUGCACUUCUGCGUCCUGUUUCUAGCAGCACUCAGGUUGUGAUGCAGCGAGCUCAAAAUGUGGCCCAAGCUGUUGUUAGAACUCCUUCAUCUUUAUCAUCAUGGCUAUGCAUAGGUCCACGACGUCGUCCUGUGGGUCAAUCAGCACACUCUAAAGUUGAUGAUAUGCCAGAAGCUUUUGUAGUAUCUGAAAGUUCUGAAACUAUUAUAACUGAAGUCCAAACAAAAGACUCUGUGCAUACCAAACUAGGACAUGAUUCAAGCAGUGAAUCAGGGCAUGAUGAUACUGAGGAAGACGAGCCUCUUAUUUCUAAUGAUAGAGUCAUGAAUUCAUCUACUGUUGAAGAUGUUACUGAAGGUGAGCUGUGGUAUGAACUGGAGAAGGAGCUUCAGAGGCAAGUGAGUGAAGCUGAUAUUGAGGCCCAGGCAGAAGAAGCUGCUGCAGCAAAAGAAAUUACUGAAGAAGAGAUUGUUCUAGCCAACGCAGCUGAAACCACAAGUCCCAUCACUUCGGCAGAUGUCUCAGAUAGCAACCAGUUUUAUCCACCUGGUAGAAUCAUGCAUAUUGUUUCCUUCCCUUCUUCCAGCACCGCUGAUAUAGAUGAUGAUGGAGGACCCAAUGAACAUGUGGGUAUAUACGAGACUCCUAGAGAACUGUACAGUAAGAUCCGCCUUUCAAGGACCAUGAUUAAUGAUCAUUAUAUGCCAAUGUAUAAGAAGAUGAUGGAAUUGUUAAUCAGAGAACUGGAAAACAAUGAGGAUUUUAAUUGUCCUAUGUUGCAAGACUAGAUAUAGAAAUAAAAAAGAAGAGUAUAUUUCCAUAUUUUCA
This is a messenger RNA of Manihot esculenta (cassava), 2190 nucleotides long. RefSeq lists its product as uncharacterized. Lineage: Eukaryota; Viridiplantae; Streptophyta; Magnoliopsida; Malpighiales; Euphorbiaceae. The record is from RefSeq and is a predicted model, not a curated record. Bases 243 to 2150 code for a protein of 635 amino acids. The transcript is spliced from 7 exons. Gene Ontology annotation, biological process: lipid catabolic process.